Papilio machaon (common yellow swallowtail) is the source of this 1343-nucleotide messenger RNA. RefSeq names its product larval cuticle protein LCP-30. Gene Ontology annotation, cellular component: chitin-based extracellular matrix. Gene Ontology annotation, molecular function: structural constituent of chitin-based larval cuticle. NCBI's taxonomy places the organism in Eukaryota, Metazoa, Arthropoda, Insecta, Lepidoptera, Papilionidae. The record is from RefSeq and is a predicted model, not a curated record. The transcript has 5 exons. The coding region runs from base 71 to 1252 and encodes 393 amino acids.
UAAGGUAUAUAUAGGCAUGGAUCUUUGAGUCGUCACAUUUAGGAAGUAAAGCUCGCUAGAUAAUAACAAAAUGCGGAGUAUACUGGUCCUGAGUGCAUUGGUGGCGGCUGCCUUCGCAGCAGAAAGUGAAACGGUGCAGCCAACACCGUUCCAAUUCGUCACGACGACGCCGCGUUACUACGCGUCAUCAACGGCGUCUGUCGGCGCGUAUGACCCUAACCGCUUCUACAACGGCAACAACGCUGGCAGAUACAACAACUUCGGCAGAUACCCUGCCAACAGGUACAACCCCGGAGCGUACAACGCGGGUCGCUAUGACAACUCUGGGCGCUACGUCGCUGGAAACACUGGAGCUUACAACACUGGUGGUUACUACAAUCCAACAGCGUUUGGCCAAAGCUUCGUAAACAGACCUGACAAUAGCGGUAAAUACACGCCUGACAACACCGGCUUAUACAAUGGGGACCGCGGAACAGCAGGCGGUGCAUACAUCGCACAAAAGGAGCCAGUGGCAGUAAGCACGGCCACCGCCAGCCCCGUCGUUUCAGUAACCAUCCUUCCUGAGUCUAGCCCCGUCCCCAGCGUUGUCCUUGGCGCCUCUCCAAGCAGCGAAACUGCAGCUCCCAGCCAAGCGCCAGUUGCUUCUCCCAGUGAAGCUCCGGUUGUCUCUUCCAGCGAAGCAUCCGCUCCAGUACCCAGCGAAGCUUCCGUUCCAAGUGAAGUACCAGUAACUACCGUCGCCGCACUUAACGAUGCCGCUGAAGUUUCCCCUAGCGAAGUUCCUGUCGCUAGUCCCAGCGAAACUCCAGUGGUGUCAUCUAGCGAAGCCCCAGCUCCGGCCCCUAGCGCAGCCCCGGCUCCCGUGGUUCUUUUCAGUUCUACCGUCCGUCCCACUUCCCCUAGCUUUGCUCCCGUCUUUGUCCCGAGUCCCACACCCACUUACGUAUACAAACCUGUCCAACCAGUUGCACCGGUGGUGGCAACUUUAGGCGACGGUCGUUAUAACUACAACUUUGGUAUUCUCCGUCAAGAGACUGAAGUACUUCCCGACGGUUACCACUACCUCUAUGAGACUGAUAACAAAAUCCUUGCUGAGGAAGUUGGAAAAUUGGAAAGGAUCGACAACGAGAACAGCGGAAUUAGGGCUAAGGGUUUUUACGAAUACCUCGGCCCCGAUGGUGUUACAUACAGAGUAGAUUACACCGCUGAUGAGAAUGGCUUCGUCCCAGUUGGUGCUCAUUUACCCCAAUAAACUAGUUAUCUACCAUAUAAAUAUUUAAGAUAAAGUAGUUACACAUUAAAGCGAGCGUGAAUUUAUAAUGUAAAUAAAGUUAUGAAUUUUA